Messenger RNA from Trifolium pratense (red clover), 2425 nucleotides. Its product is annotated as B3 domain-containing transcription factor ABI3. NCBI's taxonomy places the organism in Eukaryota, Viridiplantae, Streptophyta, Magnoliopsida, Fabales, Fabaceae. The record is from RefSeq and is a predicted model, not a curated record. Gene Ontology annotation, molecular function: DNA binding; DNA-binding transcription factor activity. The transcript has 6 exons. Bases 68 to 2425 code for a protein of 785 amino acids.
CUGAACAAAAGGGUGUUCAAAAGAUUGAAACUUGAUUCAAGUUUUUGAAAAAAGAUAAGAUCUUGCUAUGGAGUGUGGUUUAGAUCUGCAUGCAAAGAUGGUGAAUGAAACAGAACAAGAUGGUUUUGGAAAUUUAGAAGUUUCUGAAAGAGAUAUGUGGUUGAAUAAUACUACAAAUAAUCAUCAUGAUCAUGAUCAUGAUGAUGAUGUUAUUUUAGGUAUGAAUAUGAAUAUGAAUGAUGAUGAUGCAUCUAUGUUCUAUGUUGAUUUUCCACCUUUACCUGAUUUUCCAUGCAUGUCAUCAUCUUCUUCAUCUUCAUCAUCUUCAGUGCCUCCAUUGAAAACUAUUGCAUGUACUUCAACUACAACUACUACUACUUCUUCAUCUUCCUCGGCUUCUUCUUCCUCUGCAGCUUCUUGGGCUAUUUUGAAAUCAGAUCUUGAUGAAGUUCAUGGUGAGAAAAUCAAUAGUACUCAAAAUGGUUACAUGCAUCAUCCAUUAGAUCAUCAUGGUCAACAUGCAACAACUUUAUCUUCAACUGCAUCUAUGGAGAUUUCUCAACAACAACAAGAUCUUGGUGUUUCUGAUAACAAUCAUGUUGUUGUUGGUGGUGGUGAUUGCAUGGAUGAUGAUGGUAUUAUGGAUACUUUUGGUUACAUGGAACUUUUAGAAGCAAAUGACUUUUUUGACCCUGCAUCAAUUUUUCAAAAUGAUGAAGAAAAUCCUUUAGUUGAUUUCACACAAGAACAACAAGUUCAAGUGCAAGAUGAGUAUCAUCAUCAUCAUCAACAAGUUCCAAUGAUAAUGCAUGAUGAUAGUGAAACAAAACUACAAGAACAAGAAAAUAAUGAUGUUUUUGUUUGUGAUGUUACAAACAAUGAGGAAGAAAAUAAUUUUCUUCAAGGAUGUGUUGAUGAUGGUGUUGUUAAUGAUGAGAUGAGUAGUGUUUUUUUGGAAUGGCUUAAAUCAAACAAAGAUAGUGUAUCAGCAAAUGAUUUGAGAAAUGUGAAGCUUAAGAAAUCAACAAUUGAAAGUGCUGCUAGUAGAUUAGGCGGUGGAAAAGAAGGAAUGAAACGAUUGUUGAAACUUAUUCUUGAAUGGGUUCAAACUAGUCAUUUACAAAACAAAAGACUCAAAGAAGACACAACAUUAGCCUCAAAUCUUGCUCCUCAAACACAACAAUUUCAAGAUCCAUGUCAAAACCAAAACACAACAAACACUUUCGCACCUGUCGAAUCAAACGCUUGUUUUAACCAAUGGUUAGAUCAAACACAACCUCUCAUUGUACCACCGCAACAAUUUUCGCAACCAGUGGUUGGAGUUGGAUAUGUCGGUGAUCCUUAUAACACAAAUGGUUCGGUUUCGAAUAACUUUAACCCUUACCAACCUGCUGCUACUAAUGAGUAUCAUCAUAUGUUGGAAUCGAAUCAAUCAUGGGGUGCUUCACAGUUCAAUGUUGCAUCAAACUACAAUCAAUCAUUUGUUGAAAACAAUAACAGCAAUAUGAUUCAACCGCACGGUGUCAGUUUUGGAGGGUAUGGAAAUCAAUAUAAUUCUUAUCAGUUUUUUCAUGGACCUGGUGAUAGGUUAAUGAGGUUAGGUCCUUCUGCUACAAAAGAAGCUAGAAAGAAGAGAAUGGCAAGGCAAAGAAGGUUUAUAUCUCAUCAUCGGCAUCAGAAUAAUAAUGAUAAUCAGAAUUUUCAAGGUUCUGAUUCGCUUGCAAGAUUGGGAAGUGGUGAUAGUUGCACCAAUGUUGUUGGUGCCGGUUCUCAUGCAAAUCCAGCUAAUUGGAUGUAUUGGCAGACUAUGCCUGGUGGGGCAGCAGCUUCAUUGGCACCUGUUGCUCCGGUUGAGCCGACGCAGCCUCUGGUGGAUCGUGACCGCCACACCAUGCAUACACAGAAUUCUCAUCAGGGUCGAAAUGCAUCAGAUAAGAGACAGGGUUGGAAGCCUGAGAAGAACUUGAGGUUCCUUCUACAAAAAGUGUUGAAGCAAAGUGAUGUUGGAAGUUUGGGGAGAAUUGUUUUGCCAAAAAAAGAGGCAGAAACACAUUUGCCACAAUUGGAGGCAAGAGAUGGAAUUUCCAUUACAAUGGAAGACAUUGGAACUUCUCGAGUUUGGAAUAUGCGCUAUAGAUACUGGCCAAACAACAAAAGCAGAAUGUAUUUGCUUGAGAAUACUGGUGACUUUGUGAAAGCUAAUGGACUCCAAGAAGGAGAUUUCAUAGUGAUAUACUCUGAUGUGAAGUGUGGCAAAUUUAUGAUAAGAGGAGUUAAAGUGAGACAACAACAAGGAGCAAAACCAGAGGCAAAAAAAGCAGGAAAAUCACAGAAAAACCAGCAUGGGAAUAAUUCAGCAAUUCCAGCUGGAAAUGCUGCUGUGGAUAAUAAUGGAACGUCAUCUUCACCAAAGAGAAAAAAAUGA